This is a messenger RNA of Pezoporus flaviventris, 3504 nucleotides long. RefSeq names its product transmembrane protein 139 (gene TMEM139). Bases 1470 to 2126 code for a protein of 218 amino acids. NCBI's taxonomy places the organism in Eukaryota, Metazoa, Chordata, Aves, Psittaciformes, Psittacidae. The record is from RefSeq and is a predicted model, not a curated record. The transcript has 4 exons.
UAUGGGCUAUGGAGAUUAUACUGGGUGCUACUGAAAGGCAUUUAAAGAAUAAUGCAGUCAUCAGGCACAGUCACUAUGGGUUCACAAAGGGAAAAUCCUGCCUAGUUAAUUUGAUAUCUUUCUACUAUAAGGUCACAGACCCAGUGGAUGAAGGGAAGGCAGCAGAUGUAGAAAUUUCUGGAUUUUAGUAAGGCUAUUACUAUGGCAGCAUCCUUCUGGACAAGUUGCCCAGCUGUGGUUGAAUGUGUCCAGAGGAGGGCAACAAAGCUGGUGAAAGGGCUGGAAGGAAUGCCCUGUAAGGAAUGGCUAAGGACUUUGGGUCUGCCUAGUUUCAAGCAAAGGUGGCUGAGGGGAACCUCAUUGCUUUCUACAGCUUCCUGAGGAGGGGAAGUGGAGUGGGAGGUGCUGAUCUCGUCUCCCUGACAUCCUGGAUGCAUGGGAAUGGUUCAGAGCUAUGCCAGGGGGAAGUUUAGACUGGACAUUAGAAUGCAUUUCUUUACUGAGAGGGUGGAGAAACCCUCGAACAGGCUUCCUAGAGAGGUGUUGAUGCCCCAGGCCUGUCAGUGUUCAAGAGACAUUUAGACAAUGCCCUGAACAACAUGCUUUAAGUUUUGAUCAGCCCUGAAGUGGUCAGGCAGUUGGACUAAAUGAUUGCUGUAGAUUCCAUCCAACUGAAAUGUUCCAUUCUGUUCUGUUCUGUUACUCUGUUCUACUGUAUUCUGUUCUGUUCAUUCUUUUUCAGACAUGCACUAAAGGUUCAGAUGGUAACAGACCUCAAAAGUAAUUCAGUACCUGUUCUGUUGCUUAUCAGUAUCCCUCAUUACCAGACACAUCAGGGCAUAAAAAGGAAUUUAACUCAUCCCUCUGUGAAAUAAUAAACCAUUGCCUCCUUUGUAAAAUCAAACGGGAUAAAACAACAUGUGACAAACAGCACGCAAUCAGGAUCAAAAAAUGUACAGAUUUCCAUUUUACAGAACUCAUAAGAGUUAUGUGUGGGCCACGUGACAUGGGCUGGGCCAGCAGCCGUUCCUGCUUUGUGAGGCAGAGAUCAAGAUUCCUCUGGAGUUUCCUGCUUUUGUGGGAUAGACCUAGAAGAGCUGCAAAAGCGUAGAAGGUAUGUGAUCGUCUAGAAAGUGCCUUGGAUUAAGAACCUGGAAAAACAAGGUUUCACACUCAAAACUUGUACAACAGCAUCUUCCCAUCAUUCAGCAGUGGCUGGCUUUUAGUUUCAAAAGAAAUCUUUAUUGCCUCCCUAGAAGAAAACUCAGAAGGAGGGAGAGUUUUUACCAGUGUCCCAUCCUCAGGUCAGAAGGAAAAGGAGCAAGGACAAAAGCGCUUGCACAUUUUUCCUUGUGAUGAAGAGAGAACGUAAAACAUGACUGUUUCUACCUACCGAAACCUGUCUCGGAUGUCUGUCCCCUUAACUGCUCAUCUGUUUUCAAGUGUCUGCUACCAGCAUCUGUACUGCCAUGUGGUUAGAGACACAGUGGAAGAACAUCCGCCAAGCCUUGUUGCUUCUUUUCACUGCUGCUCUUCUCAUUGGGGUCACCAUGCUGGCCAUUUCAUCCAACAUCAAUCCAGUAGGCUAUUUCUUCCUAGGGGUAGGGGGAGUGUGCCUGAUCGGCUAUUUGCUGAGUGUGUUUGUUGAGUGUUACCUGAGGAAUCGACAGCGACGUGACGCAAACGAGGUAUCUCCAAACAGGCAAAACCAAGCAGGGGUGAACGCUGCCUAUGAAGCACCCACCUAUGAGGAAGUGAUGACCAUGUCAGUUCCAGCAAUAUGGACAAUUGCAUCCAAUCCAGGCUUAGUGCCCUCGCCACUGAAUGAGCCUCCUCCUUACAAUGUAGUUAUUGAAUCAUCCACCCAAGAAGAGAUUAUGGUGGAGGCUCUCAGGAUGUCAGUGGCAUCAGACGCAGUGCGAACCUCUGAGACAGACACAGGACCCAGGAUGCAGUUGCAGCUGGUGCUGCCCCCAAGACUGCAGCGGUUUGUUUCGGAUAUCCAUGAAGUGAAAGGUGUUGAAGACAGGUUUGAACCACUGGAGCCACUCACUCCACCACCUGCUUAUGAGAGUGCUGUCAACGAUGAUGUCUUUGAAGAUGCUUUCCAGCCCUCCAUAUUAUGAUUCAUUUCACCUUCCAGGAAUGCAGAACGAAAUCCUCUGCCCAAUAUAGAAUGCUCCUAGAGGGAAGGUGAAAGAGCUGAGAUAUUUCACACCAGAAACUGUAGAAAUUUGCCUCACCAUUCUUUGAACCAGAGCUGAGCUAGAGGCACAGCUUCUGAUGUCACUAGAACCUUUUGCACAAAAUACAAACCAAUGCAAUACCACAGUGCUUUGUCUUAGCAGAUACAUAAAACCCCUGGGAGGAAAGACAUGUUAUACCUGGCAACAAUUCUUAAACUGGAGAGACACCUUUAUGGAGGAGGAAUGUGAAUCCUGAGAAAAGGUUUCCAAAGGACCUCUGAAGAAGGACUGUAGGAUGCAGUCAGGAGAAGUUGCCUGGGAUAGGGGAAAAAUAGAAACAGCACUAAGUAGAUUCUGCCUGUGCAUUACAAACAGCUUUGCAAUCAUCAGUCACCCUAAAACCCCUACUGAGAGACUGAGGCUGCAGUUCCCCCGAGUUGCUGCUUUGCAGCAAUACAAAUUUAUAGUCUACACUGUUUGUUGCUACCCCUCUGCUGCACUUGCUGGGCAUCCUUUGCUGUGUUCCACUACAUCUGACUGAGGGAAGGAUGGCUGUCUUCAUCUAAAAGCUGGCACCACCUCAUACUUGUCUCCUGGGAUUGAAAAGCUGAUGGCAAGCAUGGCACCAUGAAAUUACUUCAGUACCUUCACAGGGUUCUUACCCACACAGCCUGCAGUGGUGGACAAGAGGGAGAUAAUAGCAGCUUUUUUCCUGUAAGAGGAGCUGGCAAUGGGAUGUGUACACACAUACAUGUCCUCUGCCUGAACCCCUGCUCCUUGCAGCUCUACAGGAGGGUGUAUUUUUCAACUGUACUACAGGCCCAAACAGAUGACUCAAGAUACUUUAUUGUUAUCAUGGCAAGCAUUUGCACCUCCAGCUCUCCAUAAUGCUGCCAUGCAUGGAGGCUUCUCUCUGGACUCUGCAAAGGGCCAGUCCAUCUGCCAAGGCCACAGCUGCAGCAGAGCACCCUGGAGAAUAACAGCUUUGAGGCACAUGUGGUGUUCUCGUGGCUCUAGGCUGGAGCCAGGUUUCAGCUCUCACUGAUCAGUGAUGCUGUGCGGUCAUUUACAACGGUAGAGCUAACCUGAUAGGCUGUGCAGGGUUAAAGCAGUCUGCAGCAUGCAAAGAAUCAUUCAUGUCUGGCGAGUGUCCAAAUAUAAACAAUGAAAUAAGGUGGUCUGAAUCUCUUUAUGAAGGAGAGCAGCAAUGAUCAAAGCUGUGUCUCAUAUGACUGCAUCACCUUUAAUUCAUAUGAGAAACCAUCAAACCACAGGCUAGAAGUAAAUAAAUUCUUAUUGUUUGAUUCUUUUAAGAUCA